AUGAGUUUAGCUGUAUUGCUUUUCCUUGCAGAGAAACACUCGCUGUAUUACAUUUACACGGCUCUGUCCAAACCUGUGGAUCUGCCGGGCAUCUAUCAGUUCAGUGCUAUGGGUCUGCUAGAUGACAGACAGAUCGACUCUUACAAUAGUAAAGAACAGAGGAAGAUUCCCAAACAGACCUGGAUGAAAGAGAAAAUGCAGGAGGAUUACUGGGAGAAAGGCACCCAGUCCAGAAAGAGCAAAGAACAGUGGUUUAAUGUGAAUGUUGAUAUUCUGAUGAAACGCAUGAGACACAAUGAAUCAGAUCUUCAUGUUCUUCAGUGGAGACACGGUUGUGAAGUUGAACAGGAGGGAGAUGAAGUGAAGUUUUCCAGAGGCAUUGAUGAGUACAGCUAUGAUGGAGUAAACUUUCUGUCUUUUGAUGAUAAAGAGUCUCAGUGGGUCGCUCCUGUUGAUGCAGCUCUACCAACCAAGAGAAAAUGGGACAGUGUGCCGAUCCUAAACCAAUACACCAAAGGAUACCUGGAGAAAGAGUGUGUGGACUGGCUCAACAAAUUCAGAGACUAUGGCGAUGAGGAGCUCAGAAACGUCUCUCCUCCAGAUGUUCAUGUGUUUGCAAAAAGGUCUUUCAGAGACAAAACCAAGCGGAGACUCACCUGUCUGGCCACCGGUUUCUACCCCAAAGACACAUUCUUGACCAUCAGAAAAUAUCGCUCACCUCUGCCUGAAGAUGAGGUUGAAUCCACAGGAAUCAGACCAAACCAUGAUGGGACCUUCCAGAUGAAGAAGAGUGUGAUUAUCCAAGAGGAUGAAAAAUAUGAUUUAGAUUGUCUUGUUGGUCACAGAACCCUCAAAGAAACAAUUAUCGUCAGAUGGGGUAG
This is a messenger RNA of Carassius auratus (goldfish), 881 nucleotides long. RefSeq names its product H-2 class I histocompatibility antigen, Q10 alpha chain-like. Gene Ontology annotation, biological process: immune response. The transcript has 4 exons. The annotation marks the transcript as partial. Gene Ontology annotation, cellular component: external side of plasma membrane. The record is from RefSeq and is a predicted model, not a curated record. Lineage: Eukaryota; Metazoa; Chordata; Actinopteri; Cypriniformes; Cyprinidae.